Colletotrichum phormii is the source of this 1659-nucleotide messenger RNA. RefSeq names its product cytochrome P450. Lineage: Eukaryota; Fungi; Ascomycota; Sordariomycetes; Glomerellales; Glomerellaceae. The record is from RefSeq and is a predicted model, not a curated record. The transcript has a single exon. Bases 1 to 1659 code for a protein of 552 amino acids. Gene Ontology annotation, molecular function: heme binding; iron ion binding; monooxygenase activity.
AUGGAGUCUCUUGGCGGCAAACAUGCGUCUUCGGUCUGCAAGUCGAUGUCUAUGGUCUUGCUCGUGUUUGCUGUUGCCUCUAUUGUCCUCUACCUAUUGGUCUCUCAUAUUCGACAAACCUCACAACACCAUACAAAGAAGAACCUGCCCUUACCUCCUGGACCGCCUCGACUACCCAUGCUCGGAAAUUUCUUCAAUAAACCAGACGUAUGCUUCAACUGGUUGACACACUACCAAUGGAAGUACCUGUACGGACCAAUCGUGCAUUACGAGAAGGGAGGACAGUCCCACAUCAUCUUAACAACGGUCGAAGCGGCCCACGAUCUUCUGAACAAGCGAGCAAGCAAUUACUCGGGACGCACAUUCAGUCCUUACGCAGGAGAGCUUGUUUGUAAUAACUACAACAUGCUCUUUCUACAGUACGAUACCCAACUCCGACUGCAUCAAAGACUUCAUGUUCAGGGCCUGAACCCUCGUUCCGUGGCGCUGUACCAUCCUCUGAUAGAGUUGGAAUCGCUCCAGCUGCUCAACGACCUGCUUCUAGAGAUUCAAGACAAGACUGAUGAGAAGCAAAUGGGAGCUACUUUGAACCCUCACUGGCACUUCCGACGUGCAGCAUCCAGCAAUGUGAGUAUGAUAGCUUGGGGCUACCGACUGCUGAGGGGCAACCCCGAGCAUGAAGCACAAAUCAAAUUCUUCGACGUGGCUCCAACAUCGGUGGUCUUGAAAACCACACCGACGUGGUACGAUACCUUUCCUUGGCUCAGAAAUCUUCCCUACGCCAUUUCUCCGUGGAAACGAGCGGCCAAAAUUCUCUUCGAGCGUGAGGAGUCACACUACUUGGCAAACUAUCGCAGCGCCUUGAAGAGACCCGGUUACAAUCUUAGUAAACAGGUAGCCAUCAGUACUGAUAAACUGGGCACGGGGAUGUGUGAGACCGAGCAGGCAUGGUCUGUUGGAACAUUGACCUUGGCCAAUGGUGACACCAGCGUUGCUAUCCUGUGUUGGUUUGUCGUUUCCAUGUUGACGUACCCACGUAUCUUGAACAAGGCUCAAGCCAUGGUUGAUGAGGUUGUUGGCCAAGAUCGUUUGCCUGUUUACGAAGACCGAGAGAAAUUGCCCUACAUUGACGCAAUGAUCGAGGAAGUGAUGCGGUGGCGGCCCAUUCUACCGGCAGGACUGGACCAUGCAGCCGUCGAGGAAGAUGAGUAUAAGGGAUACAGGAUCCCGAAAGGAGCAACGGUGAUUCACUCCCAGUGGCCCAUCACUCGAGACAAAGAGGUAUAUGGCGCGGACUGCAACGACUUCAGGCCAGAGAGAUGGAUCGAGAACGAAGAUUUACCCAGGACCGCCUUUGGAUACGGAAGGCGACUUUGCCCGGGCAGGCAUGUAGGCAGAGAAGGACUGUGGAUAUUGUUUGCCCGACUCAUUUGGGCAUUUCGGCUUGAGCAGACGACUGAUUCUGUCACUUUGAAAAAGAAGGUGGUGGAUCCGAUGUGCAUGUUGCCGGCGGGCUUCGUUAUUGGGCCUGAACCUUUCGAAGCACUGUUCAUUCCUAGGGGCCCAUGGGUUGAAGCCCUCGUACACAAAGAUCUCCAGAGCGCAGAGAAGGAUGUUGGUAAGAUCAUGGAGCAAGUCAAGGUCAAGAAGGGAUUUUGA